AUGAAUAAGCCGAAACACGACUGGGGCGAUUAUUACUAUCAAGGGAAACGCAAAAACGGCAAAACGCGAUGGAUAUUGGAUAUGAUCCAUUCGAUCAACACCUCGAUACCGACGUUCAACGAAUUGUUUGAUGAGGAAACUUUCUACGUUUUUGUCGUUUUAUUCGUCAUUGCCACAAUUUUGGUGGUGAUUUUUCUUGCGAAAUGCGUCGGAAUCAAAUUAAAGGAGCAUGACGUUUAUGUGGACCGCGAUUGGGGCACACCGGCCGUUGCCGAUCCAUUCCGGUUCCCUUGGCAGACAGCCGAGUAUCGCAAAUUGGAGACAAAAACGAAAAAAGAAUAA
Caenorhabditis bovis is the source of this 342-nucleotide messenger RNA. NCBI's taxonomy places the organism in Eukaryota, Metazoa, Nematoda, Chromadorea, Rhabditida, Rhabditidae. The record is from the annotation of a GenBank genome assembly.